Messenger RNA from Trichoderma harzianum CBS 226.95, 474 nucleotides. RefSeq lists its product as hypothetical. Gene Ontology annotation, molecular function: zinc ion binding; carbonate dehydratase activity. Lineage: Eukaryota; Fungi; Ascomycota; Sordariomycetes; Hypocreales; Hypocreaceae. The record is from RefSeq and is a predicted model, not a curated record. Bases 1 to 474 code for a protein of 157 amino acids. The transcript is spliced from 5 exons.
AUGGGUCUCCCGGCGCCGAAUUCAUCAGAGGAGGUUCUCGAGCGGAAUUCGGAGUACGCUGUUAGCCAUCCAGGGUCCUACCACUUUACAGCUGAAAACUUCAAAAGUACAACCCGAACAAUCAUUGAUCUCCCAGUUGUACGCUGUGCUGGAGGGCGGGCCAGGUUGGCCAUAAGUGACAUUGCCAUUUUGAACACUCUCAUUGGAAUCAAUGAGAUAAUACUCAUCCAUCACACCGACUGCGGUCUUACCCAUAGGUCCACCGACUACAUGCGCGAGAAGAUUGAAGCCAUAUCCCCGCUCGAGGCACAGAAAAUGGACCUUGAAGAUUUAGGAAUCAUAGAUUUCGAAGCGAGCAUAAACAACGAUGUGUCUUGGCUUAGAAAUCACCCGCUUAUAAAGAAGGAGACCAAGAUUACCGGCCUUCUCUAUGAUAUCGACACGGGAAAGUUGACUAAGAUAGCUAGUCAAUAG